Molecule: messenger RNA, 1799 nt
Organism: Strongylocentrotus purpuratus (purple sea urchin)
Lineage: Eukaryota; Metazoa; Echinodermata; Echinoidea; Camarodonta; Strongylocentrotidae
Exons: 4
Coding region: 1-540 (179 amino acids)
Source: RefSeq, a predicted model, not a curated record
AUGCAUAAGGGCGUAAUUUGUUACCAUGAACUAAUUAGAAACUCUCUUAUUGAGAUAAAGCAAUUUAUAUUUGUCUUCUAUGUAUUACUGCAGGAUUCAGAUAUUACAGCAGCAGAGGAAACUCUCCAAUCUAGGACCCUGCUGGCAUACAUCUGUGAGGAUGUCUUACUAGCUGGCCGGACCGUUGAGUCUUUGCAAGGAAGGCAGUAUACGUAUUCGGUUUUGCUGAAUAAAGAAGAGAACAAGGUACAUCACCUGGUCCUUACCGUGUGGAGAGCAGACGAGGUCGCAGAAAAGCCACCACAUCUGGAGACCAUUCAGUCAGGAGAGGUGUACAAGCACUUGAUAGAAAGGUUCACUUCAGCUGAUGACCUGAUCCUUGUGUACGGACCACUAGUUGAUGCUACAGUUGCAGCUUUUAGACUGCAUAGAAAAGCUGUAACAGUGGGAUGUCCUGAAGUUGAGGAGGAAAUUCGAUUGAUGGUGCGGCAAUCUACCCUAAUGGACAGCAGUGAUCCCUACGAAUACAGCGACGAUUGAUUUAUAUUAGGACGCUUGGUCAAAGGGGAUACGAUUUUCUAGUUUGGUACAUGGUCAAAGGAGAUAACAAUUUCUAGUUUGGUCUUUGGUCAAAGGGGAUAAAAAAUUUCCGGUUUUGGUAUAUGGUCAAAGGGGAUAAAAAUUUCCGGUUUUGGCACUUUGUUCAAAGGGGAUAAAAAUUUCCGGUUUUGGUGUAUGGUCAAAGGGGAUAAAAAAUUUCCGGUUUUGGCAUUUGGGUCAAAGGGGAUACAAAUUUCCGGUUUUGGCAUUUGGUCAAAGGGGAUAAAAAUUUCCGGUUUUGGCAUGUGGUCAACGGGGAUAAAAUUUUCGGGUUUUGGCAUGUGGUCAACGGGGAUAAAAUUUUCGGGUUUUGGCAUUUGGUCAAAGGGGAUAAAAAUUUCCGUUUUUUGGCAAUUGGUCAAAGGGGAUAAAAAUUUCCGGUUUUGGUAUAUGGUCAAAGGGGGUAAAAUUUUCAGGAUUCGGCAUUUGGUAAAAGGGGAUAAAAAUUUCUGGUUUUUGGCAAUUGGUCAAAGGGGAUAAAAAUUUCCGGUUUCGGUAUAUGGUCAAAGGGGAUAAAAAUUUCCGGUUUUGGCACUUUGGUCAAAGGGGAUAAAAAUUUCCGGUUUUGGCAAUUGGUCACAAAGGGGAUAAAAUUUUCCGGUUUUGGUAUAUGGUCAAAGGGGAUAAAAAUUUCCGGUUUUGGCACUUUGUUCAAAGGGGAUAAAAAUUUCCGGUUUUGGCAUUUGGUCAAAGGGGAUAAAAAUUUGGCUCACACAAGUGGAGUAAAUUGUAUAUCUAUCAUUCAUAGGUAUUUUAUUAUUUGUACUUAUUUAUUUAUAUCUGUUAAUGUAUGAAAAUGUCCAGAUUUUGACAUUUGGUCAAAAGGGGAUAAAAAUGUCCGGUUUUCAAGACAUGGUAUUGCUAUUGGCUGACUCUAUCAAUUGUAUUUGUAUCGUCAUAUGUUUUUCAUUAUUUGUAUAUAUUUAUAUUUGUAAAUAUUUGAAAAUGUCCAGAUUUGGGCAUUUGGUUAAAAGGGGAUAAAAUUUUCCAGUUUCAUGACAUGGUUUUGCUAUUGCCUUACACAAAUGGAUUGUAUAUGAAUCAUAGACAUGUAUUUCAUUAUUUGUACUUAUGUUUGUAAAUAAUGAAUAUUCAUUUUUGUAAAAGAAAGAUAUUACUUAAUUUGUCUUUGAUUAUAUGAAUAUUUUGUACAGUUAUUAUUUGUUUAUCUUUGUUAGUAAUAAAAUUUUCUCUGCAUA